Thermothielavioides terrestris NRRL 8126 is the source of this 2699-nucleotide messenger RNA. Its product is annotated as glycoside hydrolase family 28 protein. Gene Ontology annotation, biological process: pectin catabolic process; cell wall modification. NCBI's taxonomy places the organism in Eukaryota, Fungi, Ascomycota, Sordariomycetes, Sordariales, Chaetomiaceae. The record is from RefSeq and is a predicted model, not a curated record. Gene Ontology annotation, cellular component: extracellular region. The transcript is spliced from 4 exons. The coding region runs from base 160 to 2463 and encodes 767 amino acids. Gene Ontology annotation, molecular function: polygalacturonase activity; pectinesterase activity.
UGGGGAAUGAGCUUCCUCGGGCGCAAUGGGUCCCUGCGGGUGCGUGGAGUCGAAGACGGCCGCGUAUAUCUACUCCCGGCUGCCGUGCCAAGUUCUCGGUGCUGUGGCCUUGCAGCACAUCGCGGCUGACGAGAGCUACACGAAGCACCCGGUUGCAACAUGCUGGGCUUUCUCUGCGCGUGCAUCGCCCUCGGGGCGUCCUUCUCUGGAUCGCUCGCCGCCUCUCACAAACCCGGGGCCUGUUCGCCGCCCAAGACGUGCUCGGGCCCAUGGGCGAGAGUGGCCCCUGCCCCCGGCGCGGUCGUGGUCGACAACAGCGCGAGCCCAUACCCGGGCUCGUACCGGACCGUGCAGGAGGGAGUGAACGCGCUCAGCACGACCACCAAGACGCCGCAAAAUCUCUUCAUCUUCCCGGGCACCUACGUCGAGCAAGUCUACAUCCCACCCCUGGCCUCCAACCUGACCGUCCAGGGGUACACCUGCAACUCGAAGAGCUAUGAGGGCAACCAGGCUACCAUCACAUACAAUCUGGCGCUCAUCAAUACCACGUCCGACGACAAGACUGCGACCUUGCGCCAGUGGAACCCGAACACCAAAGUCUACAACUUGAAUAUCGUCAACACCUUUGGUCAUAUUCCCCAGAAUGGCCAGAACCUGGCCCUCUCGGCCGAGGCCACUGGCCAGGGCUACUACGGAUGCCAGCUGAUUGGGUACCAGGACACGGUGCUCGCCGAAACUGGCCUUCAGCUGUACGCCAAGAGUCUCAUUGUCGGUGCUGUCGACUUUAUCUUUGGACAGACGGCGCUGGCCUGGUUCGAGGGUGUCGACAUCCGCACAAUCGCGACCGGCUGCGUCACGGCCUCGGGCCGCGACAGCGCCACCAACCCGUCCUGGUACGUGAUCAGCCGGUCCAGCGUCGCGGGCAUCAACGACACGAUUCCCGCCGGCAUCAACUACCUGGGCCGGCCCUGGCGGUCCUUUGCCCGGGUCGUCUUUCAGGAGACGUAUCUGGGCAAUGUCAUCGCCGCCGACGGCUGGAAGGAAUGGUCGACAUCGACGCCCAACACCGCCAAUGUCACGUUCGCCGAGUACAACAAUUACGGCCCCGGCUCCGUGCAGCACGAGGGGCCUCGGGCGUCGUUCAGCGAGCAGCUGACCGCACGCAUUCCGAUCAGGUCCAUUCUCGGUAAUAACUUCCAGGACGAGUGGUGGGUUGACACCAAAUACCUCGACCCGAGUGAUUUGCGCGACGACGAUGCCGUCUCUACCUCGGCGACGGCGAGCUCGACCACUUCAACGGCGGCGAGUACGUCUACCAGCUCGCCCACCGCAUCGACAACGUCUACCACCGCCGUGGCGACAACGACUGUCACUUCUUUGACCACUUCCUCAAGUGCUUCUCCCACCACCUCCUCGAACCCUUGCGUCUGUACCGACUACUCUCAGAUCUCGGCUGCCGUCGCCUCCUGCACCGACAUCGUCUUGUCCAACAUCGCGGCGCCCGGCGGGUCUGCCAUCGACCUCUCCAAGCUGAAGGCCGGAGCAACAGUGACAUUUGACGGACUGACGACGUUCGGUUUCACCAACUCGUCCAGCUUCAACCCAAUUACCAUCGGCGGCCAGGGGAUUACCGUCACUGCCAACCCGGGCGCCAUCAUUGACGGCAACGGCCAGGCGUACUGGGACGGCCUGGGCUCCAACGGGGGCGUCCCGAAGCCCGACCACUUCAUCGUGGUGAGCAAGGUGACGGGCGGCUCGGUGAUCAAGAACCUGUACAUCCGCAACUGGCCCGUCCAUCUCUUCUCCAUCUCGGGCUGCGCCGACCUCGUCUUCCAGGACCUGGUCCUCAACAACACGGCCGGCGACGCGCCGAACAGCCGCAGCAACGGUUUGCCCGCGGCGCACAACUCGGACGGCUUCGACGUCAGCUCGUCCAGCAACAUCGUCAUCCGGCGCAGCGUCGUCCACAACCAGGACGACUGCGUGGCCAUCACCAGCGGCAAUAACAUGACCGUCUCGGACCUCGACUGCUACGGCGGCCACGGGUUGUCCAUCGGCUCCGUCGGCCUCAAGUCCAACAACAACGUGACGAACAUUCUGUUCACCAACUCGACCGUGACCGCGUCCGAGAACGGGUGCCGGAUCAAGACGAACUACAACGCGACGGGCUUCGUGGCCAACAUCACGUACGCCAACAUCGCGCUGCGCGGCAUCUCCGCCUACGGCAUCGACGUGCAGCAGGACUACCUCAACGGCGGGCCGACCGGCGUGCCGUCCAGCGGCGUGCUGAUCCAGCACGUGCUGUUCCGCAACGUCACCGGCACGGCCGACCCGUCCGCCCGCGACUACUACGUCCUCUGCGGCGACGGGUCGUGCGAGGAUUUCAGGUUUGAGGAUGUCAGCGUCACCGGCGGCGGGGUGGCGAGUAGUUGUAAUUUUCCCCCUGGGGGGUGUCCGAGUUGAGGACGAGUGCUACGGCUGGUGAAUAAUUAAGCAGUAUGUUAAUAGAAGAGAGGGUGUAGAACACCGCAGAAGCGUGGCGGGAAGGACAGCGCGGAAGCUGCGCCGUAAAUGGGAUACAUUGCCCUGUGCUUCGCAGCAUCCAUAACUUGAUAUCCCGCGUGCCCCCUACAAAACCUUCUCCACCAGAACGACCCCUUCACGCGCAACACCCUCCCGAAUAGGCUCGCACAUCUCCC